This is a messenger RNA of Conger conger (European conger), 3281 nucleotides long. RefSeq names its product polo-like kinase 4 (Drosophila) (gene plk4). Gene Ontology annotation, biological process: protein phosphorylation. Gene Ontology annotation, molecular function: protein binding; protein kinase activity; ATP binding. NCBI's taxonomy places the organism in Eukaryota, Metazoa, Chordata, Actinopteri, Anguilliformes, Congridae. The transcript is spliced from 16 exons. The record is from RefSeq and is a predicted model, not a curated record. Bases 158 to 2938 code for a protein of 926 amino acids.
UUCAAAAUGGAGGAAGAGCAAAAAUGUUGGAGGGGAGUAAAAACACAACAACAAAUGUCGUUUCAAUGGCUAUUUGCGAGUUGUAAGAGACUCUUACAGCUGAAAUAAAUAUAUAAAGUUUUUUUUAUUUCUUGGAUUUCCAACUGAAACAAGCAAAAUGAGUACUUCAAUAGGCAAUAAAAUCGAGGAUUUCAAGGUUCUUACCUUGCUUGGACGGGGCUCGUUUGCUUGUGUAUACAGAGCGAAAUCCGCCAACACUGGUUUGGAGGUGGCAAUCAAAACGAUUGAUAAGAAGGCCAUGCAGAAGGCAGGGAUGGUCCAGCGGGUCAGUAACGAGGUGGAGAUCCAGUGUCGGCUGAAGCACCCGUCCAUUCUGGAGCUGUAUAACUACUUUGAGGACAGUAACUAUGUGUACCUGGUCCUGGAGAUGUGCCAUAACGGAGAGAUGAGCCGGUAUCUGAAGGACCGGAAGAAGCCCUUCACAGAGGAUGAAGCGCGGCACUUCAUGCACCAGAUCGUGAAGGGCAUGCUGUACCUGCACACACACGGUAUUAUGCACCGGGACCUGACCCUGUCCAACCUGCUCCUGACGGGCAGCAUGAACAUAAAGAUCGCCGACUUUGGGCUGGCCACCCAGCUGAAGAUGCCCACCGAGAAGCACUUCACCAUGUGCGGGACGCCCAACUACAUCUCCCCCGAGGUGGCCACGCGCAGCGCCCACGGGCUGGAGUCGGACGUGUGGUCGCUGGGCUGCAUGUUCUACGCCUUCCUGACGGGGCGGCCGCCCUUCGACACGGACACGGUGAAGAACACGCUCAGCAGGGUGGUUCUGGGCGAGUACGAGAUGCCGCCUCACGUGUCGCGCCAAGCUCAAGACCUCAUCCGCCAACUGCUCCGCCGGAAUCCCGCCGACCGGCCCAGCCUGGCCGCCGUGCUGGACCACCCCUUCAUGACCAACCGCAGCGGGGGCGGGGACGGGGGAGGGGCUCCAGCCGGCGGGGAGGGCUCUAUGGACAGCGGAAUCGCCACACUCGCCACCUCCUCCAGUAGCGGGGGCAGCCGUCUCUACCACAAGGCCCGGCAUGUGGUGGGGGGGCCCACCUUACCCAACCGCCUGGCCCCCGUCCCGGCUGAACCCAGGGGCCCCUGCGACUCCGGGUGCGAGAGAGGGGAAGAGGAGAGGUGGCCCCGCACUAACAGUCUUCCCAGAGGGGGCCGGGGGAGGGCGUCCCAGCGGGGGAGGGGAGAGGAAGAGGAGAGGCCCCACUCACGCUACCUGAGGAAGGCGCACUCCUCCGUAUCGCCGAACUCGUCGGCCGUGCUGCCCCAGGACGGCAGGCAGGGGGCGCUGGACAGGUGCCGCUCUGUGGAGGUGCUGACGGAUUCAGGGAGGCAGGUCUUUCCCUCCAGCUACACAGACCCUCCCGGGGGCCAGGGCUCCCCUCCGCACAUCAAAACCACGCACUCUGGGUCUCUCCCCCCACACCCAUCCCUGCAGUUCAGCAAACAGAUGACUGAGCCAGAGGCAGUUUCACACUGGUUUACUAAAGAAGGGCCAACGAAAAGACCCACAGACCUGAGCUCCCAUAGCAACAGUGGCAGUUUCCAUGGUGGUCGGGAGCCCUUGGUAACCCAUAACUCUUGGGGCGACAACCGGGGUGUUGACCCCGCCCACAACCCAGUGCACCGUGCCCCUCAGUCCAUCUCCAGGGCCUUCAAGGAGAAUUUAGGAGGGGCCAUCGAGAGCGGUCUCCCGGCUUCUAAAGAGCAGCCUCGGGCCAUCCCAGAGAAACGCCCCUUCACGAACACCCUCCCCCCUCUGUGUGCCCUCCGCCUGAAGCCCAUCAGACAGAAGACCAAAAAUGCUGUGGUGAGCAUUCUGGAGACGGGGGAGGUCUGUAUGGAGAUGCUGAAGGGUCAUGGGUCUCAGGAGCGGGUUAAAGAGGUCCUCCGGAUAUCAUGCGACGGGUCGAUGAUCACCAUCUAUCAGCCCAACGACGGCAUGGGCUUCCCCCUGCAGGACCGCCCCCCCACCCCUCCUCAAGACCUCUUCAUCUGCAGCCUCCAGGAUCUACCAGAGAAGUUCUGGAAGAAGUAUCAUUAUGCCACAAAGUUUGUGCACCUGGUUAAAUCAAAGACCCCAAAAGUGACCCUUUACACAAAGCACGGCAAGUGUGUUCUGAUGGAAAACUCACCCAACGCCGACUUGGAAGUGUCUUUCUACGACGGUGCAAAGACUCACCGGACAGCAGAGCUGGUGCGAGUGGUGGAGAGCUCGGGGAAGUCGUACACGGUGAAGGGAGAGGCAGGAAUACACGGCCUGAGCCCCGCGAGCAGGGGCUACAUGGAGCUGACUGAUGAGGGCCACCGCAUGUGUCUGUCCAUCGAAGCCGCCAUCGCUGCAGAGGAGCAGCGGACCGCCUCCUCCACACCCUUCUUCCCCAUCACCGUCGGCAGGAGACCCCCCAAGGCAGACUCCCCCAGCCCGUCCUCCCAGAAUGCACCAGGGUGGAAGCCCCCCACCGUUUCUGACGUGGCGCAGGUCUGCCUGUCUCCCCCCACCCAGCCCCCCCACAUCACUCCCUCGAUGAUCUCCUACGACGGCUCGGACUUCACCUCCGCCAGCCUGGUGAAGAACACCUCCCCCUCGGCCCAGAAAGGGCACAGCGCCGCCAGCACGGGGAAAGUGCUCAAGUCUGUGUUUGUGCCCAACAUCGGCUGGGCCUCGCAGCUGACCAGUGGGGAGGUGUGGGUGCAGUUUAACGACGGGUCCCAGCUGGUGGUGCAGGCGGGGGUGUCCUCCAUCAUCUACACCUCCCCCGACGGCCGAACCACCAGUUACAAAGAGAACGAGAAGCUCCCGGAGCGCGUGAAGGAGAAGCUGCACUGCCUGUCGUCCAUCCUGGGGCUGUUGGCCAGUCCAGCAGGGCGGCGCUAGAGAGAGCUCGCUCUCUCACUCCUGUGGUGCUGCAGACACACCUGGAUUAACUGUGAAGAUGCCACUCUCCACACUGUGUCCCAUUGCAGAGCGACAGACUCUUCCUCAUGCACUGUGUGUGUAAAUAAUGAUGAAAGUUAAAAGAAUAAUGUAAAAGAAUAUAUAUAUUUUUAACGUUUGUUCUUGUAUAUUGUAUACGAGUCUCAGGAGAGUUUCCCUGAAGGCUAAUUUACACGUUGUCCACAAUGAAAUGUACGCUGUAGUGUAUGCAAAGCAAAACAAAACAAACAAAAAAACCUUUUAAAUAAAAAAGCUGUGGGCUGGGUGGAUCUGGAGUCUGUAA